Fulvia fulva is the source of this 510-nucleotide messenger RNA. RefSeq names its product Endo-1,4-beta-xylanase 2. The coding region runs from base 1 to 510 and encodes 169 amino acids. Gene Ontology annotation, molecular function: hydrolase activity, hydrolyzing O-glycosyl compounds. The record is from RefSeq and is a predicted model, not a curated record. Gene Ontology annotation, biological process: carbohydrate metabolic process. The transcript has 4 exons. NCBI's taxonomy places the organism in Eukaryota, Fungi, Ascomycota, Dothideomycetes, Mycosphaerellales, Mycosphaerellaceae.
AUGCUCGCCUCGAAAGAUCGUGGGCUCGUGUUCCAGGGCACACCAUCGAACCGUAACAUCAUUGACGCCGUGCACUUCUCGACUUUGCUCAGCUCCAGUCUUCUGGCUACUGCCACCACUGUCGUGGCGAAUCCCACUCGUGGCUCCAAGUCUGACGGUCUCGCGAAUGCGAUGCGUGCCAAGGGCAGCAACAAGAACGACUUCAACUCCAUCACCCCCGAGAAUGCUCAAAAGUGGGAAGUCACCGAGCCAUCCCGUGGCAACUCCAGCUUCGCAGAUGCCGAUCGAUACGUCGACUAUGCCACUUCGCACGGCAUCCAGAUACAUUGCCAUAACUUGGUUUGGCAUAGCCAGCUCCCGACUUGGGUGUCUGAAGGUGGUUUCGACCAUGCCACCUUGAUCCAGGUGAUGAAGGAGCAUAUUCAAGCUCUUGCUGGCAGGUACAAGUGCAGGUGUACCCGGUGGGAGGUUGUCAAUGAAGCUCUCAAUGAAGAUGGCACUACGGUGUGA